This is a messenger RNA of Oncorhynchus mykiss (rainbow trout), 1628 nucleotides long. Its product is annotated as putative peptidyl-tRNA hydrolase. NCBI's taxonomy places the organism in Eukaryota, Metazoa, Chordata, Actinopteri, Salmoniformes, Salmonidae. Gene Ontology annotation, molecular function: peptidyl-tRNA hydrolase activity. The record is from RefSeq and is a predicted model, not a curated record.
UCAUCAUCAUCAUUUGUUUCAAUGGCCUAGAAGUGAAAUAUAAUUCCAGUACAUAAAAUUACACAAGGCUGAAAUGUAAAAAAAUCACUAUUACACUGUGCAUUUUCUAUGAGCGUGUAGGCGUGUAUACGUGCAUGUAUAAACCUCGUAGCUAGGUGGCGGUACGCUUAAAAAGACCAGACGUUGGUCACAAUGAACCCUCUCACUUUUCUGGCCACCAGUCUCUUUGACUAAUGUCGAAGUUGCAUGGCAGGUCUAGUUCAGUAAAAUAUUUACUCUUUUCCAACGUUUCUUAUUUUGUUUUCACAAUUUCAAAUAGGUUUGUUUAUAACUGAAGUAAAAUGUCAGGAGUACAUUAUUUAAUUUGAGAUGUUGAUGGUCACAGACAGUAGGCUAUUAACACAACAAUGAAGUUAUGAAGAUUCAAGUGUUUAUGACGUUCCCUUUUUUGCACUCAUGAGACACGUCACUGUUGCUGGUAAACUUUGGUAUUGUGUGUCACAGUUUUUCAAGACGCUGUUGAACUUUGUUACAAUGAGACGACUUUUAUCGAAACUGAUAAACCGAGCGUUGCUGACUGAACCCUUUGCACCAAUAAUGGACAUUGGAGCAGGAGUCCACACGAAUGCUCUUCGGAGGCUGAUUGUGGGACUGGGCAACCCUGGAAUGAACGGUUCGCGCCACAGUGUGGGCAUGGCUGUGCUGGAAGCACUUGCUGCCCGGCUGAGGUUAGCUGAAAGCUGGCAUGGCGAUAGGCACGUUUCCGGUGAGGUCAUCGUAUCUGACAUCCAGGACACCCAAAUUGUGCUUCUCCGACCACGACUACUGAUGAACAUAAACGGUGUAUCCGUGGCCAAAGCAGCGGUCAAAUACAGCAUCAAGCCUGAGCACAUCCUCCUGGUUCAUGACGACUUGGACAAGCCCCUUGGGAAGCUUGCUAUGAAACAAGGAGGGAGCGCCAGGGGUCACAAUGGUGUGCGGUCCUGUGUUGAGUGUCUGCAGACAGAUGUGAUGCCCAGACUCCGUGUUGGGAUUGGCAGACCAUCGGGUGGAACAUUAGUGAACCGGCAUGUUCUGGGGCGCUUCUCUCAGGAGGAGCAGAAGAUUCUCAGCGGGGUUCUAGAGCAGAGUGUGGACAUUCUCCUCUCCCAGCUCACUGACGAGGAUGUACAGUCCCCACUGUUGCCACCAGGAGGCAGACCGGCAUUACAGACUGGGAAACGGAGGGUUUGCUCAAUUUCUCCAGAAAAGGACACAACCUGCCAGACAUGAGACUGACAAGAGACUUUGUCAGAGCCAGUGAAGCUAUGACGGCACUCUGGGAUAGUAGCUUUGCUGCUGCUGCUAAAACAAAGCUGCCUCUUACAGAAACAUGAAAGUGUGAACAUGUUUUUAUUUAUUGGGACUUUAUUUAUUAUCUGGUUUGGGAUGUAUGUGAAAUGAAUACAAAGUAAGCACACUGCAUUUCAAAGACCAAAAGUGUAGAUAUGCAUAAGAUAAUCAUUGCAUAUCUCCUAGAAUAGUAUGCAUUCUUUGUUUUUUUGGCCUAAUCUACAAUUAUGUAAAAGGUCCAAGGAGUGACCAAGACAUGAUAUUAGAAUGAUUAAACAAUAAAACCAUCAUACCAA